Molecule: messenger RNA, 558 nt
Organism: Bactrocera latifrons
Lineage: Eukaryota; Metazoa; Arthropoda; Insecta; Diptera; Tephritidae
Exons: 1
Coding region: 19-528 (169 amino acids)
Source: RefSeq, a predicted model, not a curated record
AAGCAUACAAAUAUUAAAAUGUCCACCAAUAAAAGUUUUGACAAGAGUGGCAAACCCACACUGGGAUACACACUCUUUGUGCACUUGAGUGAGUUGAAAUAUCGUAAGAAACACAUAUCUGUAGUUCCCUGUUUGCCACUGAUAAAAUCAAAACUCCUAGUCACUGACACACUAAUUUCGCGCACCAAAGAGCAAGAAAAUUUCACGGACUUAGAAACUCUCCAACAGGAACAAAUAUUCCGCCAACGCUUAAGACUCUCCAUGUUGCGGAUAUUGCGGCAAUGUCGAUUAGGUCUGUCAUAUGAAAAGCAUGUCAUGGUAAAAACAACGGAAACACCGACAAAGAGAAGCCGAGAUGAUGAAAGGGAGGAACUUGAUGUUAAGCUUCAGGAGGCAGAAGUAAAAAUCACAGCGACAAAGAGGCGCAGGGAGGAUGUAAAGGAGGAACGUGAUGUUAAGCUAGAGAAGCCAGAAGAUGCACCACUUAAUCAGAGGAAACGGUCUCGGAGAGCUUUGGUUUUUAAUUAGAAUUUAAUUUGUUUGUUUUUAUUGCUUAUA